CUGAAGCAGCGGCACGUUUAGAGAAGGCAAUUGAAAAGGAAUUGAUAAGUCGUUUAAAAAGUAAAGCUUAUGGUGAUACACCACUGAAUGUUAAUGAAGAAGUUUGGAGAUCUAUAUUGGAGGGUGACAAAUUGGAAGCUGAAGAUGAUAUAACCGACGAGAGUGAGGUGGAAGACUUGGAGGCACGCGAAUUUGUUGAAGAAGACAGUGAGAUUGAACUAGAAGAUUUAGAAGAAAUUAUCGAGGAGGAAGAAAAUAGAGGCAAUAAACAAGAGGAAAUUGAAUCAAGCGAUUAUGAUUCAAAAGAAUAUGAAGUCGAAGAUGAAAUCGAGGAACAUGCACUUAAAAGAAAAGACGCUGAGGCUGAGAAAUCGCGACCAAUAAAGAAAAAACGUACAUAUGUUGAAGUUGAAUAUGAGCAUGAAACAUCAUCAAAGAUACCUUCUCGAUAA
Molecule: messenger RNA, 452 nt
Organism: Acaulospora morrowiae
Lineage: Eukaryota; Fungi; Glomeromycota; Glomeromycetes; Diversisporales; Acaulosporaceae
Source: the annotation of a GenBank genome assembly